AUGUCUCGUUUACAUAAAAUGUCCGUUCAAGGCAUUCGUAGCUUUGGAAAUCGAGAUCAAGAUACACAAGUUAUAACAUUUUUUUCACCAUUAACUGUUAUUGUUGGUCCAAAUGGAUCGGGUAAAACAACAAUCAUUGAAUGUUUAAAAUAUAUGGCAACAGGUAUUAUGCCACCAGGUGCUAAGACAGGUGGAGCAUUUGUACAUGAUCCAAAAGUAGCACAUGAUACUGAAGUACGUGGACAAAUUCGACUUUUAUUCCAAGAUGUUACAGGACAUAAUGUUCAAGUUCAACGUACACUUGUUGCUACACAAAAAAAAACAAGUAUAAGUCUGAGAACACUUGAAGGUGUUAUUAUUCGUGAAGGUAUCAAUGGUGAACCUAUACAAAUAACAUCAAAAUGUAUUGAACUUGAUAAAGAAAUGGUAACAGCAUUUGGUGUUUCAACAGCUAUUCUUGAAAAUGUUAUUUUUUGUCAUCAAGAAGAAUCAAAUUGGCCAUUGAGUGAAGGAAAACAAUUAAAAAAUAAAUUUGAUGAUAUAUUUGCUGCAACAAAAUAUAUGAAAGCACUUGAAUUAAUUCGAAAAAUUCGAACAGAAAAAUUACAAACUGUUAAAAUUAGUCGAGCAGAAAUUGGACAUUUAAAAACAUAUCGUGAUAUGUUAAAUCAAAAAAGAAGACAACAUGCAGAAAUCGAUGAACGUCGACAAACAUCAAAAGCUAAUGUAGAUAGUAUUAAACUUAAACUUGAACCCAUUGAUUCUCGUUUGGAAUUUAUUGUUAAAGAAAAUUCGAAAAUGAUUGAUUUUCAACGACGUGUAGAUCGUCUAACAAAUGAAUGUGAAGCAUUAAAAAAACAAAUUCGUGAAUUAAAUGCAGUUAUUGAUGAACCAUUUCAAGGAUCAGAAGAUGAACUUAAAUUAUUAAUUUCAAAUUUUCAACGUGAUCAAGAUAAAAAGAAACGUGAACUUCAAGAUUUGGAAGCUAAAAAGCUAGCCACUGAACGUCAAAUGAAAAAACUUACUGAUAAACGAACAUCCGAUACAACUCGUUUAGGAGCAUAUGAAUUCGAAGAAAAACAAUAUAAAUCAAAUCUAAUACGUCGUCUACAAUUUCUUAAUGAAUAUAAUCAACAAUCAUCACAAAUAAUUGAUAAAAAUGAUUUAAUAAAUUAUUUAGAUAAACAGAUAAAAACUGAACAAAAACAAUUAAUGGAAAAACGUUUAUUUUAUCAACAACAAGAAACAAAUAUUCAAAAAGAUUUCGAUAAAUUUCGAGAACAACGUAUUAAAACUGAAUCGACAAUAAAAUUAAAAAGUUCACAAGUUGAAAAAACUUUAAAAGAAAUUCAAGAUAUAAAACAACAACAAAAACAAAUUGAACAAUAUUUAAAACAAUUAAAUGAUCUUAAUAAACGUAUUGAACGUAAAGAAGAUGAAUAUCAACAAAAAUUAACUAAUGGUAUUAAUCUUGAACAAUUAAAACUUGAUAUUAGUACAGAUGAACAAAAACGUGUACAAUUACAAUUUGAACUUAAAGAUUUAAAUGAUGAAAUUGAUAAUUUACUUGUUAAUGCAAAAAUUAAUACAGAAUAUGAAAUGUUUAAGAAAGAGAAAUCGGAACGUGAUGAACAAAUUAGAAAAAUUAAACUUCGUCAUCAUGAAAUUCUUACGACGAUUUUUCAUGGUUCUAUACCUGAACAAGAUUCAAAUAUUUACACUCAAUUUGAAAUAGAACAUCGUAAAUUACAACAAACUCGUAUGAGUUUAGAAAAACAAGUUCAAGAUAUUCGUCAAGAAUUAUCUGGUAAAGAAGAAAAACGACGUUUAUUAUCGGAUGAAUUAAAACGUAAAGAUUCAUUACGAAAUGAAUAUAGUGAUCGUUUACAGGAACAACUUAAUGGACAGGUCUAUGAAGAAUAUUUAGAAAAAUUAUCUAGUGAUGUUAAACAAAAACAAGAUGAAAAAGGAAAUAUUGUUGGAAUGGAAAAAACUUAUCAAAAAUUUGUUAAUCAAGUUCGAUCAACAUUAAAAAAUGAUCCAUGUUGUCCAUUAUGUUAUCGAAAAUUUGAAAAACAAACCGAAGGUGAACAAUUAAUUCGUGAUAUAGAAUUACAAAUUAAAGGUCCAGAAUAUCGACGUAAAAUUGAUCGAGAUUUAACGUUAUUACAAGAAAGAUUUGAAAAAUGUCUUAAUCUUAAACCAAUUCAUAGUCAAUUACAAGAUCUUGAAGAAAAAGAUAUACCAGCAUCAAAAACUCAAAUGAAACAACUUGAUAAAGAAAUAAAUCAAUUAAAAAAUAAACAAACAAGUAUUGAACAAGAAUUAAAUGAUGAAAUAUGUUUACCAUUAGAACAAUGUGAACAAAUUAAAACUGAUAUAAUUAUGCUUAAUAAAUAUAUUAAUGAAAGAAAAGAAUUUGAAACAAAAAUUAAUGUUUGUCAACAAAAACUUGGUAAAGAAAUUUCUGUUUUUGGUCAAGUUAGGGGAGCUCCAAAUUUGCAGUUUAUGAGUUUCAAAGUUUUUCGGCAAAUUGUAGCUUGUAAAGGUCAAAAAUCGGCUUCACGUUCACUUGAUCAAGUCAAACAAAUUAAAGAUGAAGUACAAAGUCAAUUUGAUUUACUCGAUAAAGAACUACAACGUAAACAUAAAGAACUUCGUUCUCAACAAGAUCUCGUCCAAGAAUUACGUGAAUCAUUAACUGAACUUAAAAAUGAAAAAUUAAAAUUAAGUUCUGAUAUACAAAAAAAAGAAAGACUUGAUGAACAAUUACAAAAAUUAACAAAUUCUAUUCAAACACUUAAAGAUGAAAUUGAAAAUGAUAAACAAUCAUUAGAACCAAUUAUUAAUGAUAUUGAAAUGAAAACCAAGGAAAAAACUCGAUUAUCUUCAGAAAAAGAAAAAACAUUAACUUCACUUAAUGAAUCUGUCAAUAUCUUAGAACAAAAACUAAAUGAUUUGAAAACAUUAUCAACGGCAAUUAAUAACUAUGAAGAUCGUACAUCGAAAUUAUUGGAAGAACUUCGUUCAUCUUUCGAACAAAUAAAUAUAAAAGAAAAACAAUUACAAUCAGAUUUAUCAUCAUGUAUAACAAUAAUAGCAAAUCAUAAAGAUGAUUUAGCACGAACUGAUAUUCGUUAUCGACAAUUAAAUGAUAAUCGUCAAUUACUUCGAAGUCAAAUUGAGCUUGUACAAAAAGAAAAAGAUCUUAUUGAACUUGAAGAACAAACUCAUGGAUUAAAAUUAGAUUCACUUACACGUGAAGAAAAACAAUUACGUUCAACACAAGAACUAUUAUUUAAAGAAAAACAUACUGCAUCAGCACGUUUAGCAACAUUAGAUCAACAAUUAAUUGAAUUAGAACAAGAACUUGAACAAGAACAUUUAAAAAAUGCACAUGAACGUUAUUUACAACAUUUUGUUCAACAAACUGUUGAAGAAAUUGCAUCACAAGAUCUUGAACGUUUCUAUAAAGUUUUAGAUCAAACAAUGAUGACAUAUCAUACACAAAAAAUGAAUCAAUUAAAUAAAAUUAUUCGUGAUCUUUGGAGAACAACGUAUCGUGGUUCAGAUAUUGAUGCAAUUGAAAUUCGUUCAGAUGCUGAUGAAGAAAAUGCAUCGAAAACUCGUCGAACAUAUAAUUAUCGUGUUGUUAUGCUUAAAUCUGGUUCUGUUAUGGAUAUGAGAAAUCGGUGUAGUGCUGGUCAAAAAGUUCUUGCUUCACUUAUUAUUCGACUUGCAUUAGCUGAAGCAUUUUGUCUUAAUUGUGGUAUUUUAGCUUUAGAUGAACCAACUACUAAUCUGGAUUUUGAAAAUAUCGAUGGAUUAGCUCAAGCAUUAAUUGAAAUUGUUAAAAAUCGAGCAAGUUUAAAAAAUUUUCAAUUAAUUAUUAUUACACAUGAUGAAGAUUUCGUUGAUUCACUUGGUAAAUCAGCAUAUGCAGAUAAAUGCUAUCGUGUUUCGAAAACAAACAAUGGUUUAUCGAAAAUUGAUGUCUGCAAUAUUGCAUCCUUUGGUGCUCAUUGA
Adineta steineri is the source of this 4026-nucleotide messenger RNA. The record is from the annotation of a GenBank genome assembly. NCBI's taxonomy places the organism in Eukaryota, Metazoa, Rotifera, Eurotatoria, Adinetida, Adinetidae.